Pipistrellus kuhlii (Kuhl's pipistrelle) is the source of this 1374-nucleotide messenger RNA. It is a transcript of the gene MED22, whose product is annotated as mediator complex subunit 22. Gene Ontology annotation, cellular component: mediator complex. Bases 157 to 774 code for a protein of 205 amino acids. The record is from RefSeq and is a predicted model, not a curated record. The transcript is spliced from 5 exons. Lineage: Eukaryota; Metazoa; Chordata; Mammalia; Chiroptera; Vespertilionidae. Gene Ontology annotation, biological process: regulation of transcription by RNA polymerase II. Gene Ontology annotation, molecular function: transcription coregulator activity.
GGUAUGGCGGCGGGACACUCCGAUUGCUGAGAGGCGCCAGGGAGCCGGCCCUUCCCCGCGGGGGCGCUUGCCCGUCCUCGAGUCCAUCCUGACCAGGUGCCCGCCGGGCCCGAGGUCUGCAGACAAGGUGCUGCCUGAACGAACGGAGGCCCCGCCAUGGCCCAGCAGAGAGCCCUGCCCCAGAGCAAGGAGACGCUGCUGCAGUCCUACAACAAGCGGCUCAAGGACGACAUCAAGUCCAUCAUGGACAACUUCACCGAGAUCAUCAAGACCGCCAAGAUCGAGGACGAGACGCAGGUGUCCCGGGCCACUCAAGGCGAGCAGGACAACUACGAGAUGCAUGUACGCGCUGCCAACAUCGUAAGUCACCAGGUCCGAGCCGGCGAGUCCCUGAUGAAGCUGGUGUCCGACCUCAAGCAGUUCCUGAUCCUGAACGACUUCCCAUCGGUGAACGAGGCCAUCGACCAGCGCAACCAGCAGCUCCGGGCGCUGCAGGACGAGUGCGACCGCAAGCUCACCGCGCUGCGAGACGAGGUCUCCAUCGACCUCUACGAGCUGGAGGAGGAGUACUACUCGUCCAGCUCCAGUCUCUGCGAAGCUAACGAUCUGCCUCUGUGCGAAGCUUACUGGAGGCUGGACCUCGACUCAGACGCUGCCGAUGGCCUCACGGCCCCGCUGCGGGCCUCCCCAGAGCCCAGCGCUGGCCCCCUGCAGGCCGCCGCCACCACCGCCCACUCUCACGCUAGCGGGCCUGGCCCCACAGAGCACGCCUGAGCCUCCGCUCUCCACCAGCCCCUGGGAUCUUAGCAACAAAGCCUGGCGCCCAGCCUCGGCUCCCGCUGGGGAGCUGCUGUGCCUCCUUGGGAAUCCCAUCGGCCCAGCAGGGACAGCCCACCCAGGAGGGUGGAUGGGAGCAGUCCCCCCCGUUUCCAGAGUGGCCCACUCUUCCUGGAGUCCCCUCUGUUCACUGCCCUCUGGGCUGCUGGGUGUAAGGAAGUCUAACAGCCGGCAGACAGGAUGCUGGGACCGAGCCUGCUCUUAAAGUGGGAGGGGGCUCUGCGUGGCCAGCCCCAGCCAAGUCCACACCAGGCCCCAGGCAGCCACCAGGCCGCCUCGCCCCGAGUCCCUGCAGAGCUGGGGCGGGGCCUGGCUGGUUCUGCUGCACACGUUCUGGUGGUUCGCCUUUUGUGGAGACUGCUGAAUAAAAACAGCACGCCUGUGGCUCUGCCUGGUUCUUCUGUGCUCACACCUGACCGCCUGGUCACCUUGACCUCCCAGUGGCUGGGGUCCUGGCUGCAUACUCCCGCAGCCCAGCACCGCCUGGGAUCUAGAUCCUUGACAGGAAUGAAUGAAUAAAGCGCUGAAUGAAUGAAA